CUCUAUCCUCAUUUCUUCAUUGCCUAGAUAGUAAAUAGCCACUCCCACCACCAUGUAACAAAAUCACAAAUGACACAACCAUUAUUUAUUUAUGCUCCUUAAAAAACACACCCUUCUUUCAUCAACAACACCAACACCAACACCAACGUUAUCAAUGGGUGCAGACAAUAAUCCACUUGCCUCUCCAGCUCUCUCUCUUAGCCUCGCGGGGAUUUUUCGGCAAGGUGGUGUGGCGGCGGAGGGUGAAGGGACGACAAGUAACAUGGAGGUGGAGGAAGGGGAAGAGGGGAGCACCGUGGGAGGUGAGCGCGUGGAGGAGAUAAUUAGCAGCGAUAAUUCAGGUCCUACAAAAUCCAGAUCAGAAGAUUAUUUUGAAGGAGAAGAUGAUGAAGGUGAAGGUAAUGAUGAUGAUGAUGGUGAUACUAACAAUAAUAAUAAUAAACACAAGAACAAAAAGAGGAAGAAAUAUCAUAGGCACACUGCUCAGCAGAUCAGAGUCAUGGAAGCGCUUUUCAAAGAGUCACCACAUCCUGAUGAAAAACAGAGGCAACAACUUAGCAAACAAUUAGGCCUUGCUCCUAGGCAAGUUAAAUUUUGGUUCCAAAAUCGUCGAACCCAAAUCAAGGCAAUACAAGAGCGACAUGAAAAUUCAUUGUUGAAAACAGAAAUAGAGAAACUAAGGGAGAAAAACAAGAGCCUAAGAGAGACCAUAAACAAAGCUUGUUGUCCAAACUGUGGGGUACCAACCACAAAUAGAGAUGGUGCUAUGCCAACUGAAGAACAACAACUACGUAUUGAAAAUGUCAAACUCAAAGCUGAGGUAGAGAAACUGAGAGCAAGUUUAGGGAAAUAUGCAUCAGGGACAAUGUCCCCUUCAUGUUCUACUAGCCAUGACCAAGAGAAUAAAAGUUGUUUGGAUUUUUAUACUGGAAGUUUUGGUCUUGAUGAGUCAAGGAUAAUGGAUGUAGUAAACCAAGCAAUGGAGGAACUUAUAAAGAUGGCUACAAAGGGUGAACCAUUAUGGCUACGUAGCUUAGAAACUGGUCGUGAAAUACUUAAUUAUGAUGAAUAUAUUAAAGAGUUUGCAAUUGAAAAUUCAGAUAAUGGAAGACCAAAGAGAUCCAUUGAAGCUUCAAGAGAUACAGGGCUUGUUUUUUCAGAUCUCCCUCGGAUUGUCCAAUGUUUUCUAGAUGCUAAGCAAUGGAAGGAAAUGUUUCCAUGUUUAAUAUCGAAGGCAGCAACCGUUGACAUUAUAUGCAAAGGAGAAAAUUCUAACAACAAUGGUGCCGUGCAACUGAUGUUUGCUGAGCUACAAAUGCUAACUCCAAUGGUACCAACUAGAGAAGUAUAUUUUGUGAGAUACUGCAAACAGUUGAGUGGUGAACAAUGGGCAAUCGUUGAUGUGUCCAUAGACAAAGUAGAAGACAACAUUGAUGCAUCCCUCGUCAAGUGCAGAAAACGCCCCUCCGGUUGCAUUAUUGAGGAUAAGUCAAACGGCCAUUGCAAAGUAACAUGGGUGGAGCACUUGGAGUGCCAAAAGAGUGCAGUUCAUUCAAUGUAUCGCACCAUUGUCAACAGUGGCUUAGCCUUUGGGGCAAGGCAUUGGAUAGCGACCCUUCAACUUCAAUGCGAACGUCUAGUUUUCUUCAUGGCAACAAAUGUUCCCAUGAAGGAUUCAACUGGUGUUGCUACAUUGGCUGGAAGAAAAAGCAUUUUGAAGUUGGCACAAAGAAUGACAUGGAGUUUCUGUCAUGCUAUUGGUGCCUCAAGCCUCCAUACAUGGACUAAGGUUACUAGUAAAACAGGUGAAGACAUACGAGUCAGUUCUAGAAAGAACCUGAAUGAUCCUGGUGAACCUCUUGGGUUGAUACUGUGUGCAGUUUCUUCUGUAUGGUUGCCUAUAUCUCCUAAUGUUCUGUUUGAUUUCUUGAGGGAUGAAGCUCGUCGGACUGAGUGGGAUAUCAUGUCCAGUGGUGGGAGUGUGCAGUCCAUUGCAAAUUUAGCCAAAGGACAAGACAGAGGCAAUGCAGUAACCAUCCAAACAGUUAAAUCAAAUGAAAACAAUAUGUGGAUACUGCAAGAUAGCUGCACAAAUUCCUAUGAAUCAAUGGUGGUAUAUGCUCCUGUGGACAUUACUGGUAUUCAGUCUGUGAUGACUGGAUGUGAUUCGAGCAAUCUUGUCAUUCUUCCCUCAGGAUUCUCAAUUGUUCCUGAUGGUCUCGAGUCAAGGCCAAUGGUGAUCACUUCAAGGCAGGAAGAAAAAAAUACAGAGGGAGGAUCUUUGUUUACAGUAGCAUUCCAGAUCCUUACCAAUGCUUCUCCUACAGCCAAAUUAACAAUGGAGUCUGUGGACUCGAUCAACUCUCUUGUAUCAUGUACAUUGAGACACAUCAGAACAAGUUUACAUUGUGAAGAUGGUUAGACAAAAUCACACAAUUGCUAGAUAGAUUUAAAAUAUCAGUGAUGAUAAGCUUCUGUUUUCUAUCUCUUUUUUGUUUAGUAUUUGGUAUGGGCGAAAAAAUUGCUAGUGGUUUUCCCUUUAGAGUUUUGUUAAUCAUUCUAUUAGAAAUUAGAAAGGAGGGUUUGGACUGAAUAUUAAUCUCUUGUAUAUAAUUAUCAUAUCAUUUAUUAGUUCCUUAUGUGGAUGAUUUAUUCGCA
Molecule: messenger RNA, 2658 nt
Organism: Cicer arietinum (chickpea)
Lineage: Eukaryota; Viridiplantae; Streptophyta; Magnoliopsida; Fabales; Fabaceae
Product: homeobox-leucine zipper protein GLABRA 2
Biological process (GO): regulation of DNA-templated transcription
Molecular function (GO): lipid binding; DNA binding; DNA-binding transcription factor activity, RNA polymerase II-specific
Source: RefSeq, a predicted model, not a curated record